AAUUUCGUUGUCUAAAAUUCAGUUCAAUUCUAACGCGACUCGAAGCCGGUUUUUGCGACAGUUUUCGUGGAAUCUUUGCUUAUUUGUAUACACAAUGCGUUUCGCUCUGUUUGCUUUUCUAGCCCUGUGCCUUUUGGCCUUUGUUCUGGCUGUGCCAGCCAAGGACACGAAGAAGCAGGCCAACAGCUGCCAGCGAUCCUGCGGAGAUGACUACGAGCCGGUCUGUGCCAAGUCGAAGAACAGCAGCAAGGAACGUCUGCUCACCUUUGGCAGCCCCUGUGUGAUGUCCAACUAUAAUUGCCAGCAUGCCGAUGAUCCCUUUGAGAUGAAAUCAAAGGGCGAGUGCGGCGGUGGAGUGAGCGUGCGCCUCUCAUAAGAGCCAAAUCCCACCCCAGUGGACAACCGAUUUGUAUUGACCUAUAAAUUUCAAUAGGUGCAAUAAAUUAUAUUCAUAUGUUUGUAUUCCAACGGGAACAGUUUA
Messenger RNA from Drosophila subobscura, 481 nucleotides. RefSeq names its product vasotab. The transcript is spliced from 3 exons. Gene Ontology annotation, molecular function: protein binding. The record is from RefSeq and is a predicted model, not a curated record. The coding region runs from base 95 to 376 and encodes 93 amino acids. NCBI's taxonomy places the organism in Eukaryota, Metazoa, Arthropoda, Insecta, Diptera, Drosophilidae.